AUGUUUGCCCCACUGGGGCAGCAAUGGACCCUCAUGUGGGUUCAGUGGUGGGUUGGGUGGGUGGAAGGCAAGCAUCAUGAUAUGCUAAUGUGCUACCUGCUCAAUGAAUUACACUGUUAUGAAAAUGACCACAGCAAUGUGCUGCGACCAGUCUCACAUGAGGCUGAUGGUUCAUUUGCAGGUGAAGCU
Messenger RNA from Pisolithus orientalis, 189 nucleotides. RefSeq lists its product as uncharacterized. The transcript has 2 exons. The annotation marks the transcript as partial. The record is from RefSeq and is a predicted model, not a curated record. Lineage: Eukaryota; Fungi; Basidiomycota; Agaricomycetes; Boletales; Pisolithaceae.